Messenger RNA from Trypanosoma brucei brucei TREU927, 855 nucleotides. Its product is annotated as syntaxin, putative. The record is from RefSeq and is a predicted model, not a curated record. The transcript has a single exon. Bases 1 to 855 code for a protein of 284 amino acids. NCBI's taxonomy places the organism in Eukaryota, Euglenozoa, Kinetoplastea, Trypanosomatida, Trypanosomatidae.
AUGUCGGAUGUAAAAGGGGCGCUUACACGCCUGGAGCGCCUGCACGAGGCGUGCGGCGGUGCCGGUCUUUCAACCGUGGGAGCGUUACCGGCUGACGGUGGGGCAAAUAUGAGUGUCAACGAAGUGGGUUCCUACGAGAAAGGCCAAUACCAUGUCGCCUGCUUGAUGAAGAGAGCAAGAGAGAGUAUGACUAUCCUGGCGGAGACUGGGGAAUCCAUGGACAUAGCGCGGAGAGCCGAGAUAUCAAAUUCGAUCCGGCGGGAUAUGAGUGCUGUUAAGAAAGAGUGCACAGCCUUGAAUCGGGUGGCAAUGAAGGAGGGGAAGCGUGGUGACUACAUGCAACUUCUUUCUUUUGUUAAUAAGACCGAGCAAUUUCAACGCCGUCUCCAUAAUGGCCCAGUGUUGGGCGAGGCUUCAGGAGCAAUAGGUGAUGGGAGCACACACGUCGGUGGAACUACUCCAGGGGUGCCGGAAGCUAAUGCGGUCACUGCCGAUUCAGAAAACCGCGAAGUCGGCUCGUUUAUUUCGGCCAGUGAAGUUGAAGGGUUUCUCCAGUUUUUUGAGGAAACGAGGAAGCGUGACGCUGAAAUAGAUCAGGUAUUGGAGAGAAUCAGCGCCGGCGUUACGCGUUUACAAGAAAACGCGUUGACACUUCGUUCCGAACUGUGUACACAACAGCGUCUUCUCGACGAUACGGAAGAAAAGGUCGAUGGUAUACACGCAAAGUUGGACUCCUUGAAUAUCAAACUUCGUCGCACACUAGAGCAGGUGGAUAAGGAUCGCAUGUCCGUGUAUAUCCUUUGCUGUUUGCUUCUCCUUGGCAUCUAUGGGGCGAUAUACAACAUGUCUAGGUGA